Messenger RNA from Pyrenophora tritici-repentis Pt-1C-BFP, 12513 nucleotides. The record is from RefSeq and is a predicted model, not a curated record. NCBI's taxonomy places the organism in Eukaryota, Fungi, Ascomycota, Dothideomycetes, Pleosporales, Pleosporaceae.
ACUCACGCCGGCUCUAUAACCCAGGCAGCUCAGUUGUACCUGAGCCUUCCCGGGACUUUGCAACUUUCGCUUCUGUUUGACUCAAGUGACAACCUAAAUACAUCAUCACGACCCCGCUUUUCGCUCCACAAAAGCGACCGACACUUCAGCUUUUCUGCGCUGUCGGUAAAAAGGCAAUCGCAACCUGCCUCCGGACAAGCGUCCAACCGCCGCGGAUAUCACGCCGUGCCAUCCCGACGACGCCCACGCUCACGCAACCACUGCGCAUCUAACAGCAACUCUGUAAAGCUUGCAUGUGAGGCAGCUCCGCCUUCCGAGCGCCCGGCGCAAACAUGAAGAUCAAGAAGCAGGCUACUUCGCGACAUGAGUCUACUCUGUCGUCGAUGAUAGCAGACUUCGUCAAGGCAACCGAGUCCAUACCCUUAUUUCAACUGCCCGCACAUCUCGCCUCGUUCCCCCGGCACUGGCCCUUUCCCCGUGGUGAUGCAUAUCACUGGAUCCCUGCGCUGAACCGUUUCGACCACAUCCUCGAGCUCUUCAACAAGGAGUAUGCCCUGGUGGACGGGCCGCAGACACAGCCUUUUCAGCGCCGGCUAUUGCUCAAGGGCGAUGUCGAAGAAGGAAGCCCCAGCUCCAACCAGACCACGACCGACGCCGUCCUCGAUACCCUGCACGUAUCCAAGGAUGGCGACCGCAAGCUGAUCGAGCAGAUUCUCAACUUCACCCGUAUGCUCUUGGAAAACUGUGGCAAUCGCAGCUUGUACUCCAGCAGUGAACGCCUAGAUAAGCUGCUGAACACGACGUCCAUAUCUCUUCUCAAGGCUACUCUGCGCCUCGGCCAUCGUCUUGCUCAGCGCUAUGCAGCUGCCCGCAUGCGCCUGGCACCCGCUACACUCCACCCAUCUCUCCUCUCUAGCCACUACAACAUCAACCUCGACAAGGUCCAGAAGCUAGCUAGUCCUUUCGCAAAGGGUCCCACAACAGCAGCGCCUCUGUUCGGCACCCCGUCAGCCAAGGGCAAGGACCGUACCGGUAGCACUGAUAGGCUCAGUCCCUCUGACUUGGUUGGCAUGUACUCUCUGUCCGACUCGUCAAUGAAGCAGGAGUUUGGUGGUGUUCUCAUUUCGUACUACGAGUCCACCCCCUCGGCCGAAGAAGGCAGCAGCAAACCGUCGUCUGUAGAGGCACCCGUGCCUACCACGCCAACCCCGGUGCGGAGAACAUCGAGUAUGGGGCCGAGUCGGACACCUCGACAGGCCCAGCCUGCACCCGCUUCCGAUUCGCCGAGCACGUUAGCCAUCACCCCCGGACAACCUAGCAGCAGAACAAACGGACCAAAGACGUUCGAGCUGUUGGCCGACAAGGUCGCUAAGAGCGAUAUCCAUGACCUGGUUAAAGAGGGCCUCGCAAAUCUGCCAGAGGCUGUGCACUACGAGUUCCUUCACAAGCUCCGGGUUGCUUACAUGUUCAACAAUGGACGUACUGGGCGUGAUGAUGCGGUCGCUAUCCGCCUCCUAGCCAUUGCCAAUAUGGGCUAUGUACAUGUUGAAAAGGAGUUCAUGGCGAAGCUGGGCCAACAAGACGCGGAAGAACCACGCCGGCUACAGCUUGCCUACCAGCUUUCCGAACUAGUUCACCCGCCCGGCAACGCUCCUGAUAUUUGCACUGCUCUCGGCGUCAACGUUAACCACGGUGUGCUGUUCUACGUCGUGCGCAAGCUUGUUGCUGGACUGUACGAGGAGACUGGUAACCCCGACGAUCUGGACGAGUAUGAGUGGCGCGAUGCUCUGUUUUCGCUUCUGAAUACCCUACCCACCUCACAGACACGUACCGGUGAACAAAUGGUAGCUGCAGGUCUCUUAGAGAUUCUUGUUGAUGUCCUCAAGCUUCGUACAGCAAAGGCCGAGCGCAAUCACCCAAAGAUUCUCAACUUUCUUGAUACAUUCGUUUACAAUCUGCGAGACGCCUUGCCAGCACUUGUUGCUGCAAAGGGCCUCGAGAUCAUUUCUGAUCUUAUGCAAUACGAAGUCGACACCUCCAAGAAGCUAGCCGAGGAGGACAAAGGCAUGCCCAAAGAGUACAAGACUCAGCUUACUGAUUAUCAAAUUCCCUUCUAUCAUCAACAGACUCUCCGCUGGCUUUUCAAGUUCCUCAACCACAUGAUGACUCAUGGGGUCGGCAACUUAGAUCGAUUGAUGCGAAACUUGAUUGACUCACCACAGCUGUUGAGCAGCCUGCACACAGUGCUCUCGAAUGCAAAGAUCUUUGGUUCAACUGUUUGGAGUAUGGCUGUUACAAUCUUGACCAGCUUCAUUCACAGUGAGCCUACCAGCUAUCAAGUCCUAUCCGAAGCAGGGCUUAGCCAGGCCUUCUUGGAGACAGUUGCUGGAGAGCCCGCUUCGGAAUCUACGACUGCGGCUAAUGAUAGUGAGAGUGCUUCGACCUCGACAUCAUACCCACCACGCAAAGAAGGAAAGCCACUUGCUGAGGGUAUUCUGCCUGUUGCUGAAGCCAUCUCCACAAUUCCACCGGCCUUCGAUGCGAUCUGCUUGGCAGAAGCGGGUAUGAAGCUCUUCCAAUCGUCCACUGCCCUCAAGCGCUUCUUUGAGAUCUUUGAGAGUCCUGCUCAUAUCAAAGCACUCGACGCUGAUCCAGAGAUGCCCACCAUGAUCGGAAACUCGUUCGAUGAGCUAGUACGCCACCAUCCGCCACUGAAGGCUCGUGUUCUUGCGUGUAUGAGCGAGCUGAUUGCUCGUGUGGUCCAACUCUGCGCAGACAAGGCCGAGAAGGACGGCAUUGGAGCCAAGUUAUGGACCGAAGAUGCCGCUGGAAAGCUUGCUGUUGCAGGUGGUCGCCAAGCACUGUGUGGUUCUCGUCAACAGCUGAUAACCAGCCAAGCCUCCGACAAGGCUGGUACAGAUGUUGAAAUGAAGGACGCCGAUGAAGCUGCCAACGAGGUAGUUUUCAUCGAACAGGUUACCGAGACUGAAGACAACACCAAGGGACCUACCACAAGUCAAUACAUCCGCGUGCUUUGCCGAUUCCUCUCAGGGUUCUUCUCCAACCACGCAAUGUGUGCUGCCUACAUCGAGCUUGAUGGUGUCGACUCGAUUCUCGACAUUUCUAAUCUCGCUUGCCUAGACCCGAAGCCCAGCGAGAAUCGCAGCAUGUUUGAGCAUUUUGGUCACGUCGUCCAGGUCCUUGUGGAGCAGAAACCACACAUUGCUGUGCCAUCCCUUAUCAAGCGCACACAGCAGGCUCUGGAGCGCCUCCAGCCACUGCUCGAUCACACCGGCAAGCAAGCUUUCUUCGCUCCUUUCACCAGCGCUGGCACUCCUCAAGACAAUGAGCAUGUGCAGCGUGGCACGCAAUAUGUCAAAGCCCUUGUAUCUGCACAUACUCUUGUUGGUGCCAUGACUUUGACAUUCCAGAGCCAGAUGUACAGCAACCGUUCUGCGCACAACGUUUCCAGCCAAAUCAAUCUCGCAGAUAUGUAUGCACGCCUUGUCGACAGCCUUGGCAAGCUGCACCGUAGCUGCGUCUGGGAAGAACUUCUCCUCCAACGCAACAUGCCUACUGAGUGGGAGAAGGAGACUCGCGUCGCCAGCUCUGGAUUUGGUAAUGAUGAAGCAGACAAUGUCUUCCGCAUCGGGAACAGUGCCACUGAGCCAUCAACCGGAACAGAGACUUCCGCUGCUUCGCGCACAGCCUCUGAGACUGCUGCUGUGAGCCAGAACAGUGCUAGGUUCAAGAAUACACAGACUCUGCGGAAUCUUCUAAGCAAGAUCCCUACUGAAAUUGCGCCGUUCUUCCAGUCGCUCGGUAAACUACUGCUCUUCCGUCGUAGCUUGGAGCCGUAUCAACGACAAUGUGCUACUAUUGUGGCAGACCAACUCGCCCAAGCAGUCAUUGACCAGCUCGAGUACGAGGGUCCCAAAGACUCGGAGAUCAUUGAGGAUCGUUAUGCGUACUGGAUUGUAGUACUUACAUCCUUAUCGCAGCUCAUUAUUGAGCCUCAUGUGGAUCGACCUCAGGCACUGACUCUGCUACUCGUGUCAUUCCGUAAUCUGGGUGGCUUUGAGGUUCUUGCGAAUAUUCUCAACCAGUUUUAUGAAUCGGCGCUUGAGAUCACUCAAAAGCAGGCAGAAGAGAACAACGAAGAGUCUAAGCGACUCCUCAACUUAUCGCUUGGUGGUAUCAAGAUCAUUCUUGCUUUCUUCUCUCAUAUCAUCAAUUUCAAAGUAAUCGGAGAGUCACCACAGACUGCGUCGAUGCAGAGUCGGUCAGAUCGUGAUAAGGAGCGGUCCGACUUUUUCUUGACGGCCCAGUUUCUCGUAGAGCUACGUUAUGCAGUCAUCCGGCCUGUUGAGAAAAUCUGGAAUUCAGAGCUCAUUGACAAGGCUACUACGUCCAUCGUAAAGACGUCCAUCAACAUCCUCAAGUCUGUCCUUGAGUGCGAAGGCGAGGGCGGAGCCUUCAAGAGCAUCGACAAGAUUCCAAAGCGCAGCAAGCCAAUCAUCAAGCCAUGGACCCCUCGUAAUCAGGAACACAUCCCCCGAUUGAGGGAAAUGCAACACGAAGAGAGCCUUGCCGAAGAGGCGCUUUAUCGCUGCGCUGAUAAUUUCAACAUGGCAAGCGAGUAUUGUAGGAACCAAGCUCGUCCGCAUGUUUCGAGGAACCCGAUACCGCAGUACGAGAUUCAGACUCGAGGUCCACCAUCUGCAUCACCAAGUAGAGCUGAGGUCGUGGUGCCCGAGCACACGGAUGAUGCUAGCAUGACUUCUAGUGAGGUUACGCGGGACGAGGAUGAAUCCCGGCACCCAGAGACCCAGUCUGUUCAGAUGGAGGAUGCCGAUGCUUCUGUAGCUACACAACCGGAACCGCCUAGUUCUGUUACGCCUGUACCAGCAGACCAGUCCAAUCUGCCGAUUACCGCACCGCACGAUGCUCUUGCAUAUCAGAAGCGCAUGGCUGUAGGCAAUUCAACCGAACUCGUUGCCCUGGAUCAACUGGACGAAGAACGAUUCAAACUUCGACAGACCCUUGUUGAUCGUUCUCUUGACGUGCUAAACUCUCAUGAGGAUGUCACGUUCGAGCUUGCAGAUCUGAUCUCUGCCGCAGUCUCAAAGGCACCCGAGCCAGCCUCUAUGCGUUCAGAUAUUGGAAGUACGCUUGUGCAGUCUCUCAUAUCGCUACAGAGCGAAGAUGACUUCCGUACCCAGAGCAAGAAGAUAACAGCUUCAGCGCACCUUCUGGCCUUGGUACUUCAAGAGAGGGAGUUCUACGAUGUUAUUGUGGAAGAACUCAAGGACAACUUCACAAUGCUUCUGGGAUUCAUCAAGAUUUUCCCAGAUCAAUCUGCCGAAGACUCUUCUCCUUGGAUCGGGCAGGUGUUGCUCAUUAUCGAGCGAUUGCUAGCCGAGGAUCAACUACCGCAGCAGAUUGCAUGGACCCCGCCGACUGAAGACUCCCAGGAAGAGACUUCAGUUGACCAACUACCUGAGCCCAUCGUGAGUAUGGAGGAGAAAGACAAGCUUUUCAGUGCCAUUAUCGAAAUCCUUCCUCGCAUUGGCAAAGAGGAGUCUCUGGCUCUAUCGGUGACACGCGUGCUAGUCAUGCUUACUCGGACACGCAAGCUUGCCAUGCGUCUUGCAGAGAAGCGCAAUGUCCAGCGACUGUUCCUGAUGGUCAAGCAACUUUCUGGUAUCACCAACGAGGGAUUACGUAGCGCUUUCAUGAUUGUCCUCCGUCACAUGAUUGAGGACGACGAGAUGAUCGGACAGAUCAUGCGUACGGAGAUCCAGCAGAUGUUUGAGUCACGUGAUCGAAGGCAGACCGACACGACUGGAUAUACCCGUCAAAUGUAUGCACUGGCUAUCCGCGCGCCAGAGAUCUUCGUCGAGGUUACCAAUGAGAAGCUCCAAUUGGCUCGAGUCGAUCCAAAUCAGCGGCCGCAAACCCUUGUCCUCAAGAAGGUAGAGCCAUCUCCAACUGAGGUGACAGACACCAUUGGAUCCUCGGAAGUCGUCUCGGAAGCGGACAAGCCCAAGGAAUCCAGUGAAGCGCCGAAACAGCCAUUCCUCGAGCGAACAAAGACAUCUGACCUCAAGGUACCCGUUGUUGAGAACCCUGAUGGUGUCAUUCACUACCUCCUUUGUGAAUUGCUAGCCUACAAGGAGGCUGAAGACAAGCCUGAGCCACCCAAGCCAACUGAGAGUGCACCUGAAGGACAAGCAAGCACUCAAGCAAGCACUCAAGCAAGCACUCAGUCGGGUUCUGAAAUGACGCCCAUUCCUACUGCUGCUUCCUCUGAGCCUGCCAAAUCCGAGAAGCCUGUUUUCAAGGCAGAUGCACAUCCCAUCUACAUUUACCGUUGCUUCAUCUUGAAGUGUCUGGCAGAGCUUCUGCAGAGCUACAAUCGCACAAAGAUUGAGUUUAUCAACUUUUCCCGAAAGGCAGACCCUUAUGCUGUGACACCAUCAAAGCCUCGUUCCGGCGUUUUGAACUAUCUCUUGAACAACCUGGUUCCUAUCGGCACCCUGAACCCCGAAGGCGAUCUUGCAUUCAAGAAGAAGUUGGCGACGUCAAACUGUGCAAUCGAUGUUAUUGUUUCACUAUGCAACAAGACAGGAGAGCAUACCGUUCCCAAGACCGAUAUACCGCUGUCGCCAUAUGUGGAGACGGAGCCAGACUUGCUGUUUGUACGCAAGUUCGUCCUAGAGCAUGCUAUCAAGGCCUUCAAGGAUGCAAAUGCUUCGGAUGAGCCACUGGAUAUGAAAUACUCGCGUCUCUUGAGCAUUGCAGAUAUAUUCUCCAAGAUGGUCUCUCAGCGUCCGAAUGGAGAGAUGCUCACCCAGAAUGCGGAACUCACGCCAAAUCUCAAGCAGAUGGCCAAGAUUAUGUAUGAGAAGAACUUCGUUACGAUCCUGACAACGGCAAUCUCAGACAUCGAUCUCAACUUCCCCAAUGCCAAGCGAGUGGUCAAGUACAUACUAAAGCCUCUGAAGUGGCUGUGCUACGUGGCCAUGGAUUUAAGUAUGCAUUACGAUACAUCCUCAGCCCCCGAUUCUGCCGACGAGUAUGAAAUCUCAACAGCGUCUGAUGAUGACCUUGUCGACAACACACGCGAGGAGACGCCUGAUUUGUUCCGCAACUCAACACUGGGCAUGUUUGAGCCACCCCACGAGUCUGAGUCUGACGAAGACUCUGAAGGUGAAGAAGGCGAAGAGAUGAUGUACGACGACGCAUACGCAGACGACAUGGAGUAUGACGAAGCUGAUAUUGGUGACGACGAUGUUGUCUCAGAUGAAGACGAGGAGAUUAUGGAGAUGGACAUUGAUGGCAUGGGUCCGAUCGAAGGUCUCCCUGGAGAUGUUGACGUUGAGAUUGAGCUUGAUGAUGAUGAAAACGGCAUGGGCUCGGCCUCUGACAAUGAGUCUGAUGAUGAUGAUGACGAUGAAGAUGGGGACGAAGAUGACAUGGAUGACGACGAAGGUGACGAUAUGCAUGAUAUGCAUGAUAUGGAGGAGGCGAUGGACGCCAUGCAGAAAAUCACAGGUGACGAUGACUACGCCAGCCUUGGCGAAGACCAAGAAGAUGACUGGAGUGAUGACCAGGACGACUUCCCUGGGGCAUCAAUCCAGGCCCAUACAGGCCAGCUUCUUGAGCAAAUGCGCCAGCAAGGUGGUCCAGAUCUCGACGACUUCUUGGAGGAUGGAAUCGAGGAAGAAGACAUGGAUGAUGAGGAAGAGGAAUACGAGGAGGACCUCCACUAUGACCCCGGCAUGGAUGAAGACGAGGAAGGCCUACCGGACCUCGGAUGGGGGGGCGGCAGCUGGGAAGACCAACCACCACCCGCUGUCAGGCACACGCACCGUCUGAGCCCAUGGAUGUUCCCCGCUGGUCCAGGCGAUAGAAUUCUUGUACCAGCCUACCGUUCCCAUCGCCCGGGAGCAGGGCCUCGAGUUACUGACGAUGGCAUCAACCCUCUGCUCCAGCGAGGUGCUCGAUCGGAACGGGAUGGCUUCAUACGCAACGAAGGCAACAGUGACUGGGUCCAUGCUAUCGAAGGUCGUGGUCCUCGUAUGUUCACUCACGCUGACAGCCCCGUCUCUUUCAUCAGCAAUCUCCUGAAUGCCAUGAGCUCUGGCACUGGUCCAACACUGCAGCAGCAUGGCGGCGCACUUCACCUCUCUUUCAACAACACCAUAGGCUUGCCACCAUUUGAUACUGGGAUGCGUCGCGACAUUGCACGGAUGCGAGAGUCAUAUACAUCGCGCUCAGCGCGUGAGGAUCCACAUUCUGCAGUGGCCUUUGUGAAGGCGUAUACUGUCUCACGCUGGCAAGAAGAGGCUAGGAUACUUUACGGCCCUGCUGCAAUUGAAAAGAGUCAACGAGUAAUUAACUCUAUCCUCAAAGUCAUGAUUCCUCCAGCAAUGGAAGCGGCAAGAAAGCGUCAAGAAGAGCGCGAGGCUGAAGUAGCUCGCAAGCUCAAAGAAGAGCAGGAAAAGAAAGAACAGAAGGAGCGUGAAGAGCGCGAGAAACGCGAAGCUCAGGAGAAGGAGGAGCGUGAGCGACAAGAGCGCGAAGCUGCUGAGGCUGCAAGCCGGGCACAAGAACAGCCUGCCACAGAAGAGGCCGCAACCGCAACCGCAACUUCGUCCGAAGCACGGCCGAUGGAGGGUGUUGAGGCAGGUCAAUCUUCUACUGCAUCUGCCAGCGAAGAGCCCGCGCCUGCGGCACCUGCUGCGCCAACUGAGCCGCGGAUCAUGACUACCAUUAGAGGACGGGAGUUUGACAUCACCGACUUGGGCAUCGACGUCGAGUAUCUGGAUGCUCUUCCAGAGGAACUGCGCGAAGAAGUCUUGAUGCAGCAGGUGGCUGAGCGUAGAGCUGAACAGCGAGCUGAACAACGAGCUCAAUCGCGACAACAGCGACAGCCACAAUCUCAACCACAGGGACAAGAAGCAGCUGAGCAGGAAGGAGAUGCAUCUGGGGGCCUACCUACGGAUAUCAAUGAGGAAUUCUUGGCAGCGCUUCCGGAGGAGAUUCGUCGCGAGUUGCUUGCUCAAGAAGCCCAGGACCGCCGCCGUCGUGAGCGUGAGGAAAACCGUCGUCGCAAUCAAACGAACGCUGCUGCUCCACAAGCAGAAGAGAUGGACACUGCAAGCUUUUUCGCAUCCUUGGAUCCCCAUCUACGAGCUGCUGUGCUUAUGGAUACGGAUGAAGACACCUUGCGGCAACUUCCACCUGAGCUUUCUGCAGAAGCCAGGGCAAUGGGGGGUGAUCGUCGCCUGCAUCAGUUCAACGAUUUCGGCUAUAGGCGUAGUGACCGUAGGGAUCAGCCGGAAGAUCCGACACAAAAGAAGAAGGCCCGUCCUUGCGUGCAAAUACUCGAUAAAGCGGGUGUUGCAACCCUCCUUAGGCUCAUGUUCAUUCCACAACAGGGCAGCGCCAAAACCAGUCUAAGCUCGAUCCUACGUUAUGUCUGCGAGAACCGCCAGAACCGCGCUGAAGUCAUCAGCAUCCUUCUUUCUAUUCUCCAGGACGGUAGUGCUGACGUCAAUGCGGUUGAGCGCAGCUUUGCCCAGCUGUCGAUAAGAGCAAAACAGCCCUCACAACCUGCGGACAAGACUCCAAAGGUCUCUAAGAAGAAUGGCGCCUUGUCUAUCAACCCGGAUGUUUCCCCACUUAUGGUCGUUCAACAGUGUCUUAACACGCUCACUCAGUUGACUGAAAAGAAUCCUGCUGUCUGGUCAUUCUUCUUGACGGAACAUGAGACCGGCGUCGGAUUCAAGAACCGCGCCAAUCGCAAGGGCAAAGCCAAGGAGAGCAAGGCAAGCAAGUAUCCUGUAAACGCAUUGCUUUCUCUGUUAGACCGCAAGCUCAUUGUUGAGAGCUCUACUAUCAUGGAGCAAUUGACAACGCUGCUGAAGGUCAUCACGUUCCCACUGCAGGUUCUCAAGAAAGACAAGGAAAAGGCUGCCGGGGAAGCCAAGAAAGAAGCUGAGAUUUCUGCAGGAGGUCAGAAUGCAGGAGCUGUGGAAGAGGCCCCUGCACAAGCUGGGGCUCAGGGUCAAGAUACCGAGAUGACAACGGCUCCCCAGGCUACAGAAGAAACCGAGAUCGCUGCUCCCGAGGGUGAAGGCAGCACAUCCAAACUUGACGAGUCGAGAUCCGAGGAUGAUAAGGCUAAGAAACAUCGUUCCCUUACACCACCCGAAGUUCCAGAAGCCAACCUUCGACUUGUUGCCAAGAUUCUAGCCGCUCGGGAGUGCAACAGUAAAGUUUUCCAGGAAACUAUAUCGGUCAUCAGUAAUCUGUCGCCAAUUCCAGGCGCCAAGGAGAUAUUUGGACAGGAGUUGCUAGGCAUCGCGAAAGACCUUGCUAUAUCGUCACUUCAAGAUCUCAAUAGCUUGACGGUCCAGGUGUCAAAAGCGAGCUCGCCGACUGAUGUGCAAGGCAUCGCUCUCGCAAAGUUCUCCCCAGCAAGCUCAGACCAGGCUAAGCUACUGAGGGCGCUCACUGCGCUAGACUACCUCUUCGACCCGUCUCGCGACAGCAAAGAUAGACCCGAGGCUGCAGCAGAGGCCCUUGAGCCGGCUCAGAAAGAAGACAUUCUUUUGACCCUAUAUGAAGACAGCGCUUUUGCGCCCCUGUGGGAGAAACUCAGCGAAUGCCUCACAGUCAUUCGUCAGCGCGGCAACAUGCUCAACAUCGCCACCACUUUGCUUCCACUGAUUGAGAGUCUCAUGGUCGUGUGCAAGAACACCUCUCUCAAGGAGCUACCUCUCUCCAAGAUGCUUCCCAAAGAGUUCGCCUUGUCUAGCCCGCCACCUGAGAACAAGAUGGAGAACCUGUUCUUCAAAUUUACAGAAGAGCAUCGCAAGAUUCUCAACGACCUUGUCCGCCAGAAUCCUAAGUUGAUGACUGGUAAUUUCUCUCUCCUGGUGAAGAACUCCAAGGUCCUGGAGUUUGACAACAAGCGCAACUACUUCAACCGGAAGCUGCACUCUCGCGGUCCCGAUCGACACCAUGUACACCCACCGCUGCAGCUCUCUGUUCGCCGUGACCAGGUCUUCCUUGACAGCUUCAAGUCGUUGUACUUCAAGUCAGCCGAUGAGAUGAAGUAUGGCAAGCUCAGCAUUCGUUUCCACGGUGAAGAGGGUGUUGAUGCUGGAGGUGUCACUCGAGAAUGGUUCCAGUCCAUUUCACGCCAGAUGUUCAACGCGGACUACGCUCUCUUUGUGCCUGUUGCUUCGGAUCGCACUACCUUCCAUCCUAACCGACUGAGCUCCAUCAACCCCGAGCAUUUGAUGUUCUUCAAGUUCAUCGGUCGCAUCAUUGGCAAGGCGCUUUACGAAGGCCGUGUUCUUGACUGCCAUUUCAGUCGUGCGGUCUACAAGCAAAUCAUGGGCAAGCAGGUCAGCCUCAAAGACAUGGAGACGCUUGACCUCGAGUACUACAAAUCUCUGGAAUGGAUGAUCCACAACGAGAUUACGGACAUCAUAACAGAGACCUUCUCAGUAGAGGUUGAGGCUUUCGGCGAAAUGCAGACAGUCGACCUCAUCGAGAACGGCCGUAACAUCCCGGUCACUGAGGACAACAAGCACGAGUACGUUCGCCUCAUCACGGAGCAUCGCCUCACAGGAGCCGUUCAUGAGCAACUUGAAAACUUCCUCAAGGGCUUCCACGACAUUGUCCCAGCUGAACUGGUCUCCAUCUUUAGCGAACAAGAGCUCGAACUUCUCAUUUCUGGUCUGCCCGACAUCAAUGUAGACGAUUGGAAGAACAACACGGAGUACCACAACUACACAGCCGCCUCACCACAAAUCCAGUGGUUCUGGCGUGCCGUCCGAACGUUCGAGAAGGAAGAGCAGGCCAAACUGUUGCAAUUUGUCACUGGUACAAGUAAGGUGCCGCUGAACGGAUUCAAAGAGCUCGAGGGCAUGAACGGCUUCUCAAAGUUCAACAUCCACCGUGAUUAUGGCAGCAAGGAUCGUCUGCCCUCCAGUCAUACCUGCUUUAACCAGCUCGAUCUUCCUGAGUACGAGACCUAUGAAGAUCUCCGCAAGGCACUGUACACUGCUAUGACUGCUGGUGGCGAGUACUUCGGCUUCGCCUAAACCUCGCCUAUAUGGCAGCUCAUUCAUGAUUGUGCUUUUCGAAUACAUGUUACGACUGUUUGCAUUGCAGGCGCAGGAGGGUGUACGGGAUAUACCCAAGGCGUGGCGAAAGGAGGCACUGGAGCAUUGGUAGGGACGAGAGUACAUUCACUUCUAUGUAUGAGUAUUGGUGGCUUUAACUAUUGCGGUCAUUUUCGAAAGGGUUUGAAUGGGGGAAUGCCUGACAGUGUGAUCGAGCAGAUAGAAGGAUUGGGAGUGCAGGCCCAUGUCCUUUCUUGAUGUAAGACUGGGCGCGAGACUGGAGAGAUCAGACACGAAAGUUUCUUUCAAAAUAUUCGUUCGAUGACAAAAUUCGGUAGUAGAUAGAUAAUCAAUGCCUUUGGUCUGA